This is a messenger RNA of Mollisia scopiformis, 1236 nucleotides long. Its product is annotated as serum paraoxonase/arylesterase-like protein. The transcript has 3 exons. Bases 1 to 1236 code for a protein of 411 amino acids. NCBI's taxonomy places the organism in Eukaryota, Fungi, Ascomycota, Leotiomycetes, Helotiales, Mollisiaceae. The record is from RefSeq and is a predicted model, not a curated record.
AUGGGUACCAAAAUCCUCCUCUUCACAGCAAGUGCCAUAGUCCUCCUCUCAACAUUCUACCAAUUCGCUCUCAGAGACUUCAUCUUCAUAACUCUAGGCGUUGGUCGUCAUCAUCAGAAGAUUUCUGAAUUCCCGUACAAAUGUCGGCGUCUGCAUUCUCCACUUUUGGAAUCAUGUGAAGACAUGGUCAUCGAUGAAGAAGGAAGGGCGUUAUAUGCUGCUUGUUCUUCAGUUGCCAGUCGCAGAGAAUGGAGUCCUGGGGGAGAUAAAUAUGACAUCUCAGCGAGAGAUCUGCGGGAUCACGUGUCGGUUCUCGAUCUUGAUCAUCCAGGAGAAGACGGACUCUUUGGUCUUCGGACCUUGACAAUCACAGGAGAUUACCGCUCUUCAAGCGGAGGCAAAGAAAUCGAUGUCCAUGGCCUGGACGUCGAACAUCUAUCUCCCACUCGUCUCCGUUUCUGGAUGAUCAACCACAGACCCCCAGUCGACGCAGAAGGAAACGCCCUAGACCCAAAAGUCGUUGGAGCAAACUCCACCAUCGAAGUCUUCGAGCAUGAAAAAGGGAGUCAGAACCUAGAAUGGAUAAGAACGAUCUCCGACGACGCAGUAUCCACUCCAAACAACCUCGUAGCAGCCGGAGAUGGCGGUGUCCUAAUAACCAACGACCACACCUCCAAAACCGGCCGACUCCGCCGCCUCGAAAUGAUCCUCGGCGGCGGCUCCGUCGCCUACUGCCCACCCACUUCCUUGUCUUCCCCAACACAAACCUGCAACCUAGCCCUCACCACCGCCUUCAAAUUCGCCAACGGCAUCGCCCUCCUCCCCAACAACGAGGUCCUAGUCGCCCACUCAGCCAAAGGCCACCUAACCUCCCACACCUUUUUUCCCUCCAACCGGACCUUAUCUCCCGGACAAACCAUCCCCGUAAACAUGCCCAUGGACAACCUCUCCGUCGAUAUUCACGGCGAUAUCUACGUCGCCGCGUUCCCGAAAGUUCUAGCGCUGAUUGAAGCCAUGGACGGAGAGAAGCGGCCAGACGGGGAAUGGGUCGAGAUUCCCAGCACGGUUUUUAGGGUUAGGAAAGAGGGGGCGACGUGGGUGGUCGAGAAGGUGCUGGAGGAUGUGGAGGGGAGCGUGUUGCCGGGUAGUACGGUUGCAGCGAGGGAUGGGGUGACGGGAAUGCUUUGGUUGGGUGGGGUGGCUAGUCCGUUUGUGGGUGUUUGUGUGCCGGUGUAG